Messenger RNA from Aureobasidium pullulans EXF-150, 2180 nucleotides. RefSeq lists its product as uncharacterized. NCBI's taxonomy places the organism in Eukaryota, Fungi, Ascomycota, Dothideomycetes, Dothideales, Saccotheciaceae. The coding region runs from base 188 to 2095 and encodes 635 amino acids. The transcript has a single exon. The record is from RefSeq and is a predicted model, not a curated record.
GGUCGACGCGAUGUCGCGAUCGAGACUGCCAAAAAAAUGGCUUGGGUGCGUCAAAGAAAGAUGGACAGAUCCGGAAGAUGCAAGUUGGAUCUUUGUGUUGUCCCGAUCGCGGAAUUGGGUUUAUCUUCUCUUACUUUCCUGAUGCUGGCUUUGCAAUCUGAUCCAAAAUCAGGAUUGAGUUUUGGCUAUGGCAGAGAAUAACGCUACGGUACCUGUGCCUAUUGAGGCCGUUCAAGAGCAGCAUGAGGCAAUUAUCUCUGCUGCAACUGCUGCGAUUGACUUAGACCACUCUAACGAAGACAACAACGACGCGGAAGACGCUUCUCAGACAUCGUCGGCUUACGCCGAGGAGAAUCGGCAAGUGUUUGAGGAAAUCUGGCUACCCAAGAUUGCUGCACUAAGCACUGAGCUAAAUGUUGUCUUCGAGGACAUCAGAAUACGAUGGAGUGGCGCGAGCUCUCGCAUCUUCUCACUAACACUGCGAAACCCUCCUGCCGGAGCCCUCUGGGAAGACGGGACUCAGGCUAUAUUACGCAUACGAAACCGACUCCACGAUGAACAAAGCGAGUUUGAGGAGAAGGCAGAUGCGGAGGCGUCUCAGCUCAGAUCUGGGGAGAAUCCGCACAUUCCCGAAAGUCCUGUGUCUGCUACAAGCAACGCAUCUGCAAGCAGCGGCCUUUCUGGGAGUACCUUGGCGGAUGAGUCCCAAGAAGAAAUUCACGAAGACGGUCUCAACCAGGGCAACCCUGAUGAAUCCAAGUCUGAUGACGACUCUAGUAGCUCUCAGUGCUCUGAUAUUACUGAUCAAUCCGACGACCUUGGCCGAGAUAGAGAUGAGUGGCAGUGGGAGCGCCUCGACGAAGUUCUCGUCUUGAAUCUGGUCGAGGACAGUGGCAUCCUUGUUCCACGAGUUCUGGCUUACGACAUCACUAGUCAAAACUCUCUAGGUUUCGCGUACUCCAUCCAGACUCGCGCAGCAGGAGAUUCAGUUCAAGAUCACUAUCGCCGUCGUGAUUUCUCUCUCAAUGAUCGACAUUGGAUAGCAGGCGAGAUGGCGGAAUUGCGAGUGCGUCUGGAGAGGAUCAAGUUCGAAGAAGCGGGUAGACUACUUGCCAACGAGGAUGAAGAGCACUCUUCUGCCGGAAAAUUGCCUCUUAAUCUAUCGAGUCGCGCCAACAUCAGUGAGAAACUCAGCAUAUGGCCCUUCCGUCACGGUACUGGAUGGAUGCAUGGUCGCAACAGAUCAGGCAAAUCUCAAGCAAGCUAUCAGACCUUGUAUGGCUUGAUGUAUGGGACAGUCCAGAAUCUCAUCGAGUACGAACUGGGGCGUGAACACAAGGGUAGGGAAUCCCGCAUCCGACGUUAUCUUUACAUCAAAGACAUAAUCAACGAUAUGUACACUCUCGGCUGGUUUUCUGAAGACAUCGACGCCAGCCCGGGUAGCGCGCUUAGUUAUUGGCACCAGGGCGCGGAGAAAACUCUGGUUGAGAAAACCGAUGACCCAGCGAACCCCUGGCGAGUGACGGGCUUCAUUGGUUGGGACGACUCUGAAGCGCUGCCCGUAGUUUUGACCAGAGCACCAGCAGCCUGGCUCUGGCAUGGUUUCAACGAUGACAAACUUGACCGUGACUUGGUAUACUACUAUCAAGGAGACAUGGACAUAUUGCCCGUGGAGAUGCCUUGGCUUACCACCGAAGAUUUGGCCAUCAAACAACGCUACGAAGACGUCUUGAUUGAGAAGCUGUACACCCCGCAGUAUGGCGAGAACGCCAGGGCCAGAUACCUGGCCGAUGCAUAUGGCCGAGGUCGAUGGCUGCGUCGUGUAUUCAAGUUCGCUCGAGAGGGACUUUGUCGUAUGCUCGACUACCAUCGCUUCAAUGCAUUCCAUCAAGAAUGGAAUAAUUUCAUGAAGGACAAGAACAUCCAGUACAAAGGUUUGGGAAUCGAGGAUGGGAGCUGGCCAGGAUUACCCGACAACGGACCAAGAAUGUAUGUGCCAGGUAUUCAGUAUGAGCCAGAUGCCACAGAGCACGAAGUGUCUGAAGCCGGGGAGAGCAAGGCCUCAGAGACUGAGAAAGUGACGCUUGAAGCAUGAAAGGAUGAAACUCGUUCAUAAAGAAGCAGCAUAAACCCCAGGACAAUCACGUUAGAAAAACCAUCUGUAUUCCAUGAUCAGACCG